AUGCCUCUGAAAUUUUGUGAGCAUAGAUGGCUCGAAAACGGUCCUGCGGCCCAAAGGGCCUUAGAAAUAUUAAAUAAUGUAAAGCAGUACAUUUCAUCAGUAGAAAAGGGGCGAUACAAAAGAGCCAAGUGCAAAUCUUAUUUUGUGGUAUUAAAUGCAUGCAAAGAUGCUCCUCUGCCAGUAAAGAUUAAUUUUUUUAUUUCUGUAGUUAGAAUGCUUCAACCAUUUUUAGCAGGAUUCCAAAAGGAUUGGCCAAUGUUACCGUUUUUGGCUGAUGACUUAAAGAAAUUGAUCUACAACCUAUUGGACACUUUCAAAGUUUUGAAAAGUAGUGUAGUGUCAGACAUGAAAAAAAUGUGCGAUUUUUCAAAUGUAAAUUUCGAUGAAAGUAAAAAUAGUAUCAGCAAUAUUUCAGCUUGCUUUGUCGGAAAUAGCUUGCUUAAAAAGCUAGCUGCGCAGAACGAAAUAAGCGACAAAGCUGUUAUGGACAUUCAGCACGACUGUCAGAACUUCAUGAUUGCAGUGGUGAAGAAGAUCUCUAAGAAGUCACUAGUGUCCAACCAAUUUGUCAGAUGUUUAUCCUCCUUAGAUCCAAGGGGGAUAUAUCAAAAUAGUAACAGUUGUCAAAAAAUGAGCAUCAUUCUGAAGGAGUUAGUUUGGUGCAAAAAAAUAAGUGAAGAUGAUUGCGAUCUAAUUCUUUUGGUUUUAAUUUCAGUGGCAAAUGAUGAGUCGUUUAAAAGUUUCGAUGUAUCAACACAACGGUUAGAUGUGCUUUUGAUGAAUCAUUUGUGCACGGUUGAGUAUAUACUGGUGUGCAAAAAUUAA
This is a messenger RNA of Uloborus diversus, 825 nucleotides long. RefSeq lists its product as uncharacterized. The record is from RefSeq and is a predicted model, not a curated record. Lineage: Eukaryota; Metazoa; Arthropoda; Arachnida; Araneae; Uloboridae.